GAAGCGGAAGUGAGGGAGAAAAACAGGAAGGCUCCGCUGUUCGCAUGCGCAGGCUAUAGUGUUUACUUCCGCUUGACCUGGCCCGGACGCCAGAAAAUGUUCCACGUGGGAUACCCUGCAUGGGGUUCACUGUAGUAGCUACACUUGGUAAUUCUUGGAGCGGGUCUGAGAGACAAGGACAUGUGGAUCCCAGUGGCCGGGCUUCCUCGGCGGCUGAGGCUCUCCGCCUUGGCGGGCGCUGGUCGCUUUUGCAUUUUAGGGUCUGAAGCGGCGACGCGAAAGCACUUACCGGCGAGGAACCGCCGUGGCCUGUCUGACUCCUCUCCGGAGCUGUGGCCCGAACCGGAUUUCAGGAAUCCGCCAAAGAAGGCGUCUAAGUCCAAGUUAGACUUUAAGCGUUACGUAACCGAUCGGAGAUUGGCUGAGACCCUGGCGCAAAUCGUAUGGGGAAAACCAAAUAGACCUCCACACCUACUGCUGGAGUGCAAUCCAGGUCCUGGAAUCCUGACUCAGGCAUUACUUGAAGCUGGUGCCAAAGUGGUUGCCCUCGAAAGUGACAAAACUUUUAUUCCACAUUUGGAGUCCUUAGGAAGAAAUCUGGAUGGAAAACUACGAGUGAUUCACUGUGACUUCUUUAAAAUAGAUCCUAGAAGUGGUGGAUUAAUAAAACCACCCGCCAUGUCUUCUCGAGGGCUCUUUAAGAAUUUGGGAAUAGAAGCAGUUCCUUGGACAGCAGACAUCCCUUUGAAAGUAAUUGGAAUGUUCCCAAGUAGAGGUGAGAAAAGGGCACUUUGGAAACUCGCAUAUGACUUGUAUUCCUGUACUUCUAUAUAUAAAUUUGGACGAAUAGAAGUAAAUAUGUUUAUUGGUGAAAAAGAAUUCCAGAAACUAAUGGCAGAUCCCCGAAAUCCAGACUUGUAUCAUGUAUUAAGUGUUAUCUGGCAAGUAGCUUGUGAGAUUAAGGUUCUGCACAUGGAGCCUUGGUCAUCAUUUGAUGUAUACACCCGAAAAGGGCGGCUGGAAAACCCAAAGCGUAGGGAAUUAUUAGACCUAUUACAACAAAAGCUAUAUCUUAUUCAAAUGACUCCUCGUCAAAAUUUAUUUGCCAAGAGCUUAACACCUAUGAACUAUAACAUAUUUUUUCACUUGUUAAAGCACUGUUUUGGGAGGCGCAGUGCCACUGUGAUAGACCACUUACGUUCAUUGACUCCACUUGAUGCGAGGGAUAUCUUGAUGCAAAUAGGAAAAAAGGAAGAUGAGAAAGUAGUUAACAUGUACCCUCAAGACUUCAAAACACUUUUUGAAACUAUAGAGUGUUCCAAAGAUUGUGCUUAUAAAUGGCUAUAUGAUGAAACCCUGGAAGAUAGGUAGCAACCAGACUGUCGUUUUUGGUGGGGCGGUUUAUUUAUUUGGAAACUGACAUGAAAACCAAAUGUGAAAGCUCACAUCCUCUCAGCGGAAGGUAACUGUUCUUGUUUUGCACAAGCCAGGCAGAUCGUUUCUCCUAAGUUGAUAUCAUUGGCUUAUUGGAUGAAACAGUGGCUGCUAUUUUAUUCACAAUGGAAUAAAAUGAAAACUCAAUUAAUUGUGGAUUUGAUAAGAUGGAAUUCGUUUUGUUUCAGAUUCCUAUUUAAAUAUUUCACUUUUACUGCUGCUGAUUUUUGCAUCAUCUUGAAGAGCAAGAGUCUGUACAUUACUAAGCUUAGAAAGUAAGCAAAACCAAUGUACUGAUUUGCCUUUCAGUUCAUUGAAAUGUAUCGUCAAGUACUGUACAAUGAAAUUGUUUAAAUUUUAAUAUGAUUUAAGCUUUUUUAGAAAUUAAAAUAUUUUAAAUAA
Molecule: messenger RNA, 1836 nt
Organism: Nomascus leucogenys (northern white-cheeked gibbon)
Lineage: Eukaryota; Metazoa; Chordata; Mammalia; Primates; Hylobatidae
Gene: TFB2M
Product: transcription factor B2, mitochondrial
Biological process (GO): rRNA methylation; transcription initiation at mitochondrial promoter
Cellular component (GO): mitochondrial matrix
Molecular function (GO): rRNA (adenine-N6,N6-)-dimethyltransferase activity; mitochondrial transcription factor activity
Source: RefSeq, a predicted model, not a curated record